AUGACAAACAGCAGCUUGACUCUAAGCAGCCUGGAUGCAGUUUACAUCACCAUCGAGUUCAUUAUUGGGAUAUCUGCAACCGUGGGCAACAUCCUGGUCAUCUGGGUGGUGAAGCUGAACCCAGCUUUUCAGACAAAUACCUUCUACUUCAUCAUCUCCCUGGCACUGGCCGAUAUAGCCGUGGGCAUCCUUGUCAUGCCGCUGGCCAUCGUGGUGAGCCUGGGAGUCGACAUCCACUUCUACUCCUGCCUCUUCAUGUGCUGCCUGAUGGUGGUUUUCACUAAUGCCUCCAUCCUGUCUCUCCUGGCUAUAGCGAUCGACAGGUACCUAAGAGUGAAGCUGCCCACCAGGUACAGAAUAAUCACCACGAAGAGAAGAAUCUGGGUGGCUCUUGGAAUUUGCUGGUUGUUGUCCUUGCUGACAGGAUUUGUCCCCAUGUUCGGAUGGAAUAAAAGGAUUGACCCAAAAAAGUCCAGUGAAUUCAAGUGUAAAUUCGCCUCUGUGAUGAGCAUGGACUACAUGGUGUAUUUCAGCUUCUUCGCCUGGAUCCUCAUCCCUCUGAUCCUCAUGUGUGCUCUGUACAUCGAGAUCUUCUACAUUAUCCGGACAAAGCUAAGUCAAAGUGCAACAAACACGAAUGCAGGAGUGUUUUACGGGAAGGAGUUCAAGGCAGCCAAAUCUUUGGCCCUCGUCCUCUUCUUGUUUGCGAUUUGUUGGCUGCCUUUGUCCAUUCUAAACUGUAUCGACCAUUUCUGUCCCAACUGUCAAAUCCCGUCGCAUCUGUUGUACGUGAGCAUUCUGCUGUCUCACUCCAAUUCGGUCAUGAACCCCGUUGUCUAUGCUUGCAAGAUAAAGAAGUUCAAAGACACUUAUACUCUUAUUUUAAGAACCUAUGUCCUGCGCAUGAGUCCAAAGCCGGUCAGUUCUAGCAUGGAGCAAACAUCAGAGUGCGACCCAGUGACCCCUUGA
Molecule: messenger RNA, 969 nt
Organism: Emys orbicularis (European pond turtle)
Lineage: Eukaryota; Metazoa; Chordata; Testudines; Emydidae
Gene: ADORA3
Product: adenosine A3 receptor
Exons: 2
Coding region: 1-969 (322 amino acids)
Biological process (GO): G protein-coupled adenosine receptor signaling pathway
Cellular component (GO): synapse; dendrite; plasma membrane
Molecular function (GO): G protein-coupled adenosine receptor activity
Source: RefSeq, a predicted model, not a curated record